UGCACUCUCGCCAUAUUUUCAAUCGUUGGAAGCCCUCAGCCCUGUUUGCUGCCACUUUCGGGAGGAGAAGCUUUUGCCCAAAACAGCAUUAAGUUUGAAAACCUACUGCAACGGAUAAAAGGGGACAUCUGUGUUGGUUGGAGUCUGUUAAUUCAUUCUGCAACAAUGAACAUCUUCAGACUGACAGGGGACCUCUCUCAUCUGGCUGCUAUCAUCAUCUUGCUGCUCAAAAUAUGGAAAAGCAGGUCGUGUGCAGGUAUCUCUGGAAAAAGUCAAAUCCUGUUUGCUAUAGUGUUCACCACCCGCUACCUGGAUCUGCUCAGCACCUUCAUCUCCCUCUAUAACACAAGCAUGAAGGUGAUCUACAUCGGAUGUGCGUAUGCGACAGUCUAUCUGAUCUAUGUGAAGUUCAGGGCCACCUACGAUGGCAACCAUGACAGUUUCAGAGUGGAGUUCCUGGUUGUUCCCGUCGGGGGUCUCGCUGUUCUCAUCAACCACAGCUUCUCUCCUCUGGAGAUCUUGUGGACGUUCUCCAUCUACCUGGAGUCGGUGGCUAUCCUGCCUCAGCUCUUCAUGAUCAGCAAGACUGGCGAGGCCGAGACGAUCACCACCCAUUACCUGUUCUGCCUCGGCAUGUAUCGGACUCUCUAUCUCUUCAACUGGGUCUGGCGUUUCUACUUCGAAGGCUUCUUUGACAUGAUCGCCAUUGUGGCUGGAUUGGUCCAGACUGUCCUCUACUGUGACUUCUUCUACCUUUAUGUCACCAAAGUACUGAAAGGCAAGAAGCUGAGCCUGCCGGCAUAAAACGUAAGGAAGGAGAAGGAGACUCCCAGCAGACUCAGGGGGGUGUAGAGAUGACAUCAUGUCAUCUCAUGACCUACAGCAAAAAAUGCCUGAGACAAAGAACCAACUAUUUGGGGGGAAAACACUAGUCUUCUUGAUGUUGGCUGAUAGGGAAAAUGCCAACAAACAGCGGAGCUGAAAAAAAAUCAUACCCAGUCAACGUUUGGAUUUCUGUGUUCAGCAUCUUGCCUUAUACUUAUUUUCAUUGCUGUUCAGUUAGGAGGAAAGGCUUUUUUUUCUACAUGUGAGGUGUAUACGCUUGUUUUUUAUUUUUUUUAUAAUGUCACAAAUAGGGUCGUGUCUAAGAAGUACCUUGUUUGAAUUGGUAAUGAAAUGCACAAAUGUACAGUCUUAUUAAAGAAUGAGAUAAAGAGGUAAUGUAUCUGAGUGCCUGAUGAGGAUUAUGUCCACUUUCUCACAUCUUUUCUUUUUUUUACUUUUGGAUUAUUUUUGUCUGCAUAUACUGUAAUACAUGUAUCUUCUCAUGGAAAUAUUUAAGAUGCCAACAGCAACAGUUUCAACACCAACACAAACAUGCAUUUUGUAAAAACAUUGAUAUCUAAAAUUGCCUAAACUCUGUUUUAACAGUUGUCUUUAAAUCUGAAACAUUUUGUAAGCAGAUAAGAUUACAUGAUGUAUAGUUAAGUACCAAUUAAAUAAAUACUUUAGUGCCAGCAAUCUUUGGGACAAACAUGUCAGUAUUUUUGAAUGAUGGAGAUCUAUUUUGGAAUUAAAUCUUUCAUGUGUUUAUUGAUCUGUUUUCCUCAACUUGCUGUUAAAAGAAAUAAAACAUGCAUCAAGUGUUUUUCAGCUUUAUAUAUAUAUAAAUAAAUAUAUAUAUACAUAUUAUUUUUUUCACCCAAUCUAAACAAUGCUACAUCACAUUUUGGAUGUAGAUCAAGCACACAUUUAGUUUCUGCCAGUAUUGCACCCAAAAACCAACUCUUGAACGCCUUCCAACAGUGACUCGUUGGGUUUUCUCUAGGCCGAAAUCAAUAAAGUCAAGAGUAAAGCAAUAAGGAAUAGCUGAAUAAUGAUAAUUGACUGAGAAUCGUUCAGCACUUUGACUGGUAGUGAAAUUUCAAUUGUUAAUGGUAUGUCUGAAGAGUGAACAGUUUAACAGAUGUCGGUCUGUUGUCAGGUAGGGGGGAUCACUGUGUUCAAUGGGUGCAUUUCUAUACAAUUUUAAACGCCUCUUGUUUAACUUUGAGAGCCUCAGUCAUUCCCAACUUUUUGUCUUUUCAUUUUUUAUUUUUUUUUGCAUGGUGUCACCUCCAUUAAAGAUGUUUCUGAGAAUCA
Eleginops maclovinus (Patagonian blennie) is the source of this 2142-nucleotide messenger RNA. RefSeq names its product ER lumen protein-retaining receptor 2-like. Gene Ontology annotation, biological process: protein retention in ER lumen; endoplasmic reticulum to Golgi vesicle-mediated transport. The record is from RefSeq and is a predicted model, not a curated record. NCBI's taxonomy places the organism in Eukaryota, Metazoa, Chordata, Actinopteri, Perciformes, Eleginopidae. Gene Ontology annotation, molecular function: ER lumen protein retrieval receptor activity. The coding region runs from base 166 to 804 and encodes 212 amino acids. Gene Ontology annotation, cellular component: membrane; cis-Golgi network; endoplasmic reticulum. The transcript is spliced from 5 exons.